Messenger RNA from Corythoichthys intestinalis (scribbled pipefish), 901 nucleotides. RefSeq names its product prostaglandin E synthase 3 like (gene ptges3l). The transcript is spliced from 7 exons. The record is from RefSeq and is a predicted model, not a curated record. Gene Ontology annotation, biological process: protein folding; chaperone-mediated protein complex assembly. Bases 108 to 584 code for a protein of 158 amino acids. Gene Ontology annotation, cellular component: cytosol; nucleus. NCBI's taxonomy places the organism in Eukaryota, Metazoa, Chordata, Actinopteri, Syngnathiformes, Syngnathidae. Gene Ontology annotation, molecular function: protein-folding chaperone binding; Hsp90 protein binding.
CAACUUCUCCCAGCUACUAUAAAUAGCUACUUCCAGGCCUUUCAAAUGCAUUUGAGCACCCAACUUGUAAGAGCGAGCAUUUCUGCCAUUUCACGCAGAGGUUUACAAUGAACAAACCCAAGAUCGUUAGACCAGAGGAGAGCCAGCCUGCACAUGCAGUGUGGUUUGACAGGAAAAAAUAUGUCACCGUCAACUUCAGGGUGCAGAAACCAAGAGAUGUCCAAGUUGACAUCCAGACAGACAAAAUGAUUUUAUGCUGCAAGAAUGACACAGAUGAUGUGAUCUACAAUGAACUGUACUUCUAUGAAAAAGUCCAAAUUCACGACUCCAGAGAAAGGGUGUACGACCGUACCAUCAGUGUAUUGCUAAGAAAAAUAAAACCAGAUUACGCGUGGCCUCGUCUACAGAAGGAUCCAGAAAAGCCCAGUUGGAUUUCUGUAGAUUUUGAUAAUUGGAGGGAUUGGGAGGAUGAAGAAGAGGAUGGAAGGGAGGAGUAUGAAAAAUAUGUCGACAUGAUCCAAGAUAUGGCAACAUCUAAUAAAGGAGCAACACCAGACAUGGGGGAUCUAAGUGAUUCUGACUGAGACGACCACAACCUACUGUGGGUUCCAGGCCACCACUCUCCCUCAAUUCCUCAGGAUAGAGACAAUUAAUAAUGUUUAAUAAUGGUUGAUGAUCAUGGUUAAUAAUGUUUGUAAAUGUGCUGUGAAAAAUUUACAAAUGUGACUUUUUCUUCAUUCUAUUUACUGAUUAUAUGGUUCUUUGUACUUGUACUGUCUAUAUCCAUUUGAUUUAAAGAACGGCAGGUUGUUUGUUGAUCUCCGUAAUUGUGUUUUAAGGAACUUUGUGUUUAUUUAAGAAUAUUCUUUUGUAUGAAACAUGUCUAUAUUAAAAGGUUUUU